AUGUCCAGAAUAGCUGAUUCCUUGGCGAGAAUCGCCAUUCCGCUGGGUCUCGUUGCAUCCGGUCUUCAAUACUCUAUCUACGAUGUGAAAGGUGGUUCUAGAGCAGUUAUCUUCGACAGACUGAGCGGUGUUCAACAACAGGUUGUGGGGGAAGGAACCCAUUUUUUGAUUCCAUGGCUUCAAAAAGCGGUGCUUUAUGAUGUGAGAACAAAGCCCAAGAACAUUGCCACCAACACCGGUACCAAAGAUUUGCAAAUGGUGUCUUUAACGUUGCGUGUGUUGCACAGACCAGAUGUUAUGAAAUUACCCUUCAUUUACCAAAACUUGGGUUUGGAUUACGAUGAAAGAGUGCUCCCAUCGAUUGGUAACGAAGUGCUAAAGGCUAUUGUUGCACAGUUCGAUGCUGCAGAACUGAUCACGCAAAGAGAAACAGUUUCGCAGCGAAUCCGUCAGGAGUUGUCCUUGAGAGCCAACGAAUUUAACAUUAAGCUGGAAGACGUGUCGAUAACGCACAUGACGUUUGGUCGUGACUUCACCAAGGCCGUCGAAUUGAAACAAAUUGCGCAGCAGGAUGCAGAAAGAGCUCGUUUCGUGGUGGAAUUGGCAGAACAGCAGAGACAGGCUUCUGUUAUUCGUGCUGAAGGUGAAGCCGAAUCUGCAGACUACAUCUCGAAAGCACUUGCAAAGGCAGGUGAUGGGCUACUGUUGAUUAGAAGAAUCGAAGCCUCUAAGGAGAUCGCCAAAACAUUGGCCACUUCUUCAAACGUAACGUACUUGCCCAGCAACCAUGGCAGUAGUGAUGCUCAAAGCCCAAACUCUUUGCUUUUGAACCUGGGUCGCUAA
Lachancea sp. 'fantastica' is the source of this 843-nucleotide messenger RNA. The record is from the annotation of a GenBank genome assembly. Lineage: Eukaryota; Fungi; Ascomycota; Saccharomycetes; Saccharomycetales; Saccharomycetaceae.